Molecule: messenger RNA, 554 nt
Organism: Caenorhabditis elegans
Lineage: Eukaryota; Metazoa; Nematoda; Chromadorea; Rhabditida; Rhabditidae
Gene: T27A10.5
Product: GST N-terminal domain-containing protein
Exons: 4
Coding region: 21-347 (108 amino acids)
Source: RefSeq, marked reviewed
UUUAAGAAGGCCAUUGCAACAUGUUUAUGGCACCGGUGGUCCCGACUAAGAAAACGAUUGAACCAAAACACUACGCUCAUAUUGUGGUCUGGCCGCAUUGCGAAAACUCGAAGUAUCUUCUCUAUUGGUUGGAAAAUGAAUUGAAGUUGGAGGUCAAUGUCUACGAACUCGACGGCAAUUCCGACAAAGCGAGAAUCAUCUGGGACGCUGUUUUCCCCGGGCGCCCUAUUGAUCCGAAGAUAGUCUUUGCCGAAGUUCUGAAGAAAACGGAUUUUGAUUACAUUACGCUCCACCACCUGUCAAACCGCGUCAGAGCUUGCAUCGUUCAUAUAGAAAACAAUAUAUAAUCGUCUUCUCCUCUUUUCAGAACGUGUUAGUCAAGUUUUAAAAAUACUUGCCAACGUUUUUGUUAACUUCUUAAUUCUGAUCAUUUUUGUGUUCUCCGGUUUUCAAAACUCUCCACUAACAGGUAGAAGGUCAUAUUCUUCCAUUCAUCUAUGGUCACUUUUAAUAUGUGUCUGAAAUAUCAUGAACUGUUUUAAAUAACAAAAAAC